Amoebophrya sp. A120 is the source of this 3780-nucleotide messenger RNA. NCBI's taxonomy places the organism in Eukaryota, Dinophyceae, Syndiniales, Amoebophryaceae. The record is from the annotation of a GenBank genome assembly.
GUUUGCGGCUGCCUAUGAUCACCUUGCCCAUUUGCGUCAACGCGAUUUUCACGUGGAAAGUUGUGAUCCAGCGGCUGGAAAGCUAUCUGCACCAAAGUCCUGACCAGGAAAACUUUCAAAAGUACGAAGCGGUGUUCGCUGCGGAUGAUGGUACGGCGGAGCAGCAGGGGAUGAAGAAGCGAUCCCAAGGAACGCAAAGUGAAGUUCAAGAUUCGACUAGAGCGCACCUCGCUGACGCUGCCAGCGAGGACCUACUUCUGCAAGUUGUCGAUGCGUCCUUUGCCUGGACUCCAGAAAGGCCCGAGGAUGCAGCCAAACUCGAAGAGGAGAGCAGCCCUGGAAAACAAUUGAACUCGACUCUGGUGGAAACGCCUGUUGCAGGAGGAGAAAACGGAGCCAGCAACCAUUCUGCGUUUCUGCUUCGCAAUCUGAAUUUCGCAGUGAGAAGAGGUGACCUGGUUGCGGUCGUUGGUAGCAUUGGCUGCGGAAAAACGAGUUUGCUGCUGUCCCUCCUCGGUAGCAUGGUGAAGAGAAAAGGAAAAGUUCAGUACAAAUGGAAAAGGAAGGAGGACGAAGUGCAAGCAACAGCAAACGCACAGCCACUGAGUUCACACAUUGGCUACGUGCCUCAAAAGCCCUUUGUUUUAUCCGGUACCAUUCGCGACAACAUUUCGAUGGGUCGGUGUGACCCGGAUGAGCAAGGAGAGCAAGCGAGCGCCCUUCUCAACGAGGCCGUUCGGAAAAGCCAACUGGUUGAUGAUAUGGAGCGUGGUGCGUGGAAUUGGGAGACGGAAAUUGGGGAAAGAGGUACCACGCUAUCGGGAGGCCAGCAGCAAAGGUUGGCGCUCGCGCGAGCUGUCUAUGGUGACCCAGAUUUGUUGGUCAUCGACGACGCCCUAUCAGCUGUCGACGGGCACGUCGCAAAUGCGAUCUUCGACAACGUCUUCGCAAAACGUCUUUCUGGGCAGACCGUGAUAAUCGCCCUGAAUCAGCUGCACUUUCUCCCCAGGUGUGACUAUGUGUUGUUUGUUGAGAAGGGGCAGAUCAGUGCACAAGGAACGCUAGCGGAGUUGCUGCGAAAGGACGAAGGGGGUAGCGCCGGACUCAGGCGCUUUUACUCCGAAAACACAGCAGAAGAUGAAAAGGAUGCGAAUCCCGAAAUUGGCCUGUGCUCAUCUUCAGGACCCGCGGAAACGGACGCUGCGCUGGUUGCAGAGGAGAUUGACUUUGAGAUAAAGGCAACGCAAAAGCAAGACCCAGCAGAUGCUUCUGCAGCAAAGAAAAAAGCUGCGGAUUGCUCCUCUAAAGAUGGCGACCCCCCAUCGUCCAAACAAGAUCUGACAGUGACAAGGUCGACUAAAAGCGACGUUUUUGCAAAGGAGAUGGCGCAGACGGGCCGCAUUUCCACGGCGCAGACAUUGCGGCCGUUUUUCAACAGCCUCGGGCGGUACACGUACCUGACGAAGGUGGUCUCGAUCGCACUGUGUUGCUACACAGCCAUGGCAUUGACCGACCUGUGGCUGGCCGACUGGGUCACGUCCAGCGAGAACGAAAACGAUAAUUCCAAGUACUCCCAAACAGAGCGUAUUUUGGUUUACGUAGGCCUAACCCUAACCCACUUGUGCGGCCUAUUCGCCUUGUCUCUGUUCAACGCGGUAGCCAUGAACCGCGCCUGCAAACAGUUGCACAACGACGCCGCGACCACAGUCAUGCACGCACGGUGGACUUGGUUCGAGCAGACCCCGUCCGGCCGCAUUCUCUCCCGUUUCGGCGCUGAUCUCAGUGCCGUGGACCAUUUUCUACUGCUUUUUUUGGACGACUCCGCCCAUUUCUUCUUUGCGGUCACGGCACUAGUCGUUGUCAUCGCCAUCGUGGUGCCGAUUGUGAUCCCGGUCUUGGUCGUCUCGCUGGCGACUUUCUACUUGAUCAUAAAGCGGGUGGCGUUACUCUCUAUGGAGUCGAAGCGCCUAACCAACCAGUCCUUCGGCCCAGUGAUGACGAUGUUGGAGGAGUCCGGCAAUACCGGCCGGGAAGUCAUCCAUUCGAUGCAGUUGCAAAAGUUUUUUCAAACCCGCAUGGCAGAAUUUUUGUCGGAAUACCUUCGCUACCGCUAUUUUGCGGAGACCGUCACCCACGCGGGAUUCCUCUGGGCUAGCUUGGCCGCCUACGCCAUCAGCAUUGCGGCGGCCAUCCUGAUGCUGAGUCUGCGCAACGACUUCGAGCCGGGCGAGGUGGGCAUCGCGCUGUCCUACUCCUUUGUGCUCCCCUACUUCUUCUCGCUGCUGGUACUCAUCAUCUGCUACACGCUGAACAUGAUGGUGAGUCUCGAACGGGUGCUGGAGCUGCAGGAUAAGGAGUUCGUGCCCCAAGAUCCGCCUUGGUACACAGGCGCAGGUGUUGUGGUGGCCGGAAAAAAUCCUGCUCCGGUCGCAGAUAUGAACCAGCUUGUCGCAGCAGCGCCCACUGGAGGUGUCCGGCAAGUUCACAUCGAGUUUUCCGACGUUUGCCUCCGCUACCGUCCCCACCUGCCGCUUAGCUUGCAGGGCGUCAACGUGAAAUUUCUAAAAGGGACAAAGACUGGCAUCAUCGGACGCACAGGGGCGGGGAAGAGCAGCUUGCUCGUUGCCUUGUUCCGUUUGGUGGAAAUAGAAUGCUCGGCAGGUGUUGGUGAUGAAAAAUCCUCCCCUUCUGGGUACAUCAAAAUCGACGGCAUUGACACGUAUUCCAUGGGGCUGCAGCAAUUGCGGCGGCAAAUCACCGUGAUUCCUCAGCAGACGCUGUUACUGGAGGGUACGCUCGCGAACAAUCUCGACCCUUUCGGGGAGCACGAAGAAGAGGAACUGAUUCGGAUCCUGGAGGAAGUCGGUCUGCACGAAAGUUUGAGUUUUGGAUCCGACCAAGUGCCGGAGCUGCUGCACAUGCGCGUCAGCUCGAAGGACGGGGUGAGUAAAGAUCUCGGAGGUGUUGAAAAGGGUGCCACCUCGUCAAAGUCCAGGUUGAAAGCAGGGUCGGACUCGCCCAGCCUACCUCCCGCCUCUCCAGCUGCGUCGACGAACGGAAAAGAACAGUCUCCUGUGCAAGCAUCAGCAUCUGCAUCGCCCCCGACGUCCCCAACCAAUCGUCAGCAGCCUCGCGCAAACACGAACCGACUGGGUCUAUCAGCCGGACAGCAGCAGUUGCUCGCGAUUGCCCGCGCGCUUCUGAAAAAGCGGCCGAUCGUCGUUAUGGACGAGCCCACGGCUAACAUUGACAACCACACCGAUCGGCUUGUACAGGGUCUGGUGCGCCGGAAGUUUCACGAUUGCACUCUGAUCACGGUGGCGCAUCGACUGCAGACUAUCAUCGACUUCGAUCGGAUAUUGGUUAUGUCCGACGGAAGAGUGGCCGAGGACGGCGCACCUUGGGAGUUGAUAAAAAACAGCGACUCUCAUUUGAAUUACAUGUUAGAUAGCUACGGCCCAGAAACAGCUGCGGCGCUGCGGCGUACUGCAAAUUUCGCGGCACCAUCGUAUUCAGUAGUUGAGGAGAAGUUGAAGUAAAUGCAAUAGCAGUGCCAUUGACAUUGUCACCGAGGUGUCCCGAUUGCUUCUGAAAGCUCGUGAGCCCGAAGCGAUCCAGGCACUUUUAGUUUAAGUAUGGCACUUCCUUACUUGUGCCUCAAUAUGACGAACUCCUCGAUUAAGAGGACAGUAUCUUUUUGGAGGAGCGCGAACGAACGAAGACUCCUCUUCAAAUUGAAUUUGCUUUCGAACAACCGGAGGCCAGCGGUAGCCAUUCAAG